Molecule: messenger RNA, 2509 nt
Organism: Cataglyphis hispanica
Lineage: Eukaryota; Metazoa; Arthropoda; Insecta; Hymenoptera; Formicidae
Exons: 6
Coding region: 234-1712 (492 amino acids)
Molecular function (GO): protein binding
Source: RefSeq, a predicted model, not a curated record
AGUCAGAAUAUAUUCUGUUAUCAUCGCAUUCCGGGGAUUUACACAUUGUACUUGAUUGCACUUACUCUAUAUACGUCAUACAUUUAGAGACGAUAAGUUGCAAUUAUUUAAUUUAUCAGUAAAAAUUGUAAUAUAUCCCUUGAAAAACGGAAAUCUGUUAAGAAAUAAAGAAUAUAAUUAGAGCAAAGUAAAAGAUAAAAUUCUCUAUGAUAAAUUGAUUUAAAAUCAAAAAUAUGGCAUCUUAUGAAGAAGAUGAGGAAAUAAGUAUAAAAGUAAAGCUUUUGCGAUUACAUUGUCCAUUUACUUACAAGGGAAUACAAGACAGUACGAUAAAGCAUUCCAUAUUAUACAUCAAUAAUAAAAUUGUAGAUCAUGAAAAUGAUACAAUUGAAGAUGAAACAUCUUGUCCUUUAGAACUGUUGAUAAAAUCUUUGUUUAAAUGUUAUAAAGCUGUAAUAAGUGCAGAUCAUGAUGAAGCAAAAAAAAAUAUUACAAAAGCAGAAGAUGUAUUAAUGGAGAUUCAACAAGGGCAAGAAUUAUGCCGAACAUCAAGAGCAAUUGAACAUGUUUUUUAUUCAACUAAAUGUUUUUUUUUAUAUGAAUUUGAAGAAGAUUCUAUUCUGUUAAAAGAGAUUUUAGAAAAUAUUGAUGAUACAGAAAAAUUCAAUAAUGAAGAACUUGGUGCCUUAUAUGGUUGCGAAAGCGUUACUUGGUCUUGUUUAAAUGAUUAUGGGAUAAAAAAUGCGAUUAAUAUGGCUAAGAAAGCAAUAGAAAAAAAUCAAGAUUGUGCAUUAUGGCAUUUUAUUCUUGGGAAGAAUCUCAGGCGUCAAAGGCGUUCCAUAAAUAUUUCGGCUGAAGUGUCAGCUGAGGAAAAAAAACAUUUUGAAAUAGCAUAUGCUAUUUCUAAGAAUGAUGUAUUUGGAAUUUAUUAUUUACAAAUGCGUAUGGAGACUUUUUAUAAAUAUGUGAGAGGAAGAGAUCAUUUUAUAAGAAAAACUAAUAAUGAAAAACAAGUAUUGCAAAUCGCCAAAGAAAUUGUUAAACGUAGACCAACAAAUUAUAGAGUUUUGCUAAAGUUAGCUCUUAUGUUUCUACGUGCAAAUGUUUCAGAUGAAACAUUGUUAGCGAAAGAAUGUCUAGAUGCUGUAAAAGAAAUUGCACCAAAUAAUACUACAUAUCUGCAUUAUACUGCAAUGUUAUACGAGCAGUGCGGGGAUUAUAAGGAAGCUAUAAAAUAUUUUAAAAAGGCUGCCGAAGGUUAUAACUUUGUAGCAGAACUUGCUUAUAUACAAUUUGGUUGGGAAACUGCAGAGCUGGAACCUUUGCCGCAUUUAUUGCGAAUGUUGAAGAAAUAUGAACAUGUAAUCAAAGAGCGACAAAUUGCUCUGCUUUUAGCUGUUGCAGUUACUUAUUAUUCUCUCCAUAAGGAUAUAACAAAUGCAGCAGAAUAUUUUUUAAAGGCUCUUAUAAUAGAUCCACGGAAUAAUAAGUUUAAGACAUACUACAAAUAUCUUGAUUUUAAUACUCCAAGUAUUUCAUCUUUUUUAAACGAUCAAUUUUGCCCUCUACUCGAGAGGAAGAAUUCUCGAGAGACGAGUCAAAAAAUAAAAAAUCUUUUAAAUGUAAGGGACGUAACCACUGACGAUGUAACUAAUUUAUCAGAAGAAUUUGGAAACCUUUGUGCAAAUGACAAAACAGGACAAUCUGAAUAAAAUAUUUAGUUACAAAUGAUGAUUGCCUAAACAUUACGUAAAUUACAUUUUAAUUAUGUUUUAAUUAUGUUUUAAAUAUUUUAAUUAUGUUUUGGUGCAAUACUUUGUUAUUGACUUUGCACACAAUUGAAUUUUAUUUUUAAGUAUAAACUAUGUUAAAUAUAGUAUAUUAAUAUAUAUACCAAAAUUGUAAUAUUAAAUAUAAAUAAUAUGUUUAAAUAAUAAUAGUUAUAAUUAUCAUAUACCUAAAUUUUUUUACUGAGAGAAUAAAGUGUAUUAAUAAAUGUUACGAAUCUAAAUUUAUGCAUAUUUUUCUUUGAAUUUAAAAAAAAGUGCGCAAUUUCCACCAAUAACUAUAUUAGCGACCGACUUCAGUAUGCUUGAAACGCGCGUCGUGCACACAAAAUUCCAAAAUUUUUUCAGAGCACGAUGAACGUUCCAGAUUUUUUUCGGAACACGGUGAAAGGUAUUACCGGUGUAGAAGUGAAAAUAUAUGACGGAGGAGUUUGUGUCUAUGAACUCGAGACUAUUCAAUCCAACAAGAAUAAUCUAAGAAUAUUACUGCAGAAUUUACGAGACAUGCAAUCGAAUGUCAAUGUUUUUUUAACCACACUAAUUCAACAGCGAGAGCGGAUUAGCGGAGAACAAAAAACGACAAAUCGAUCAAUUUUCUCGGAUAUUGUACGGGAUUCCGUUGUGGAGAAGGAAGAGGCCAACCCGAAAAAAUGCAAGUUAUCGAUCUAGUUGUCAAUUUUCUCUAUUACUCUGUGUAUUAAUAAAUAUUUACUUUUCAACGA